CCUCGCUCUAUAAAAUGUCUUCCUAAGUUGAACGGUUCACAUUUCUUCGACGGGGCUACAGAUGAAGCUGUUGGGGGUUUCGUCGUUGUUCAUCAUCUUUGUCUUGCAGGUCUUGUACUCACGAGGAGUAAGAGCGAAAGAAAAUGGAUUCGAGAAAUCAGCAGGAUAUGGUGCAGUUAAUGAAGAGCUGAGUAUACGGAACAAAAGAGACGAAACGAAAUCUGAUGACAUAGACGGAUCUAUAUCGUCUCCCAUCGACCAUGUUUCAAGAAAAGAUCGUGACGAAUCAAAGGAGACCGAAAAUCACGCCUCGAAAUCAUCUUUAAAAAAGACUGACCACGGAGGACUGACCAGAUCGAAAAGAGAAACAGAAACUCUAGCAUACGAUAGCUCUCAUCACUCAGAUGACACAACUAAAAAGAAGAGCAAAUCUGCAAAAUUAAAGUUAGCCGCCGUUUGCAAAAGUGGAAAAGCCUCAAGAAACUUAUUAAAGGCCAUCGAACAAAACUCAAAUGACGAUUCCGAAGAAAAAGUUUCUUUUAUAGACGAUUACGUAAGCCCAUCAUUGAUAAACAAUCAUGACAGCACCACCACGUUGCAGAAUACAGAUACAGAAAAAAAUAUCCCUGAUUUCCACAGCGAAUCGGCAACAAACAUCGAUGAACUCCAAAGAGACACAGGAAAAGAGAACCAAGGAAGCAACAAUCAGGAAAUGUCAAGCACGAGUGACAAUCAACCAUACCAUGUAGCUGGAAGUGGUAACCAAGUAGCUCAAAAUGUUAUAAACAACUCACCAAGUAUCGACUCACAUUUUGGAGUGGGGGAAACCGGCAGUUCUGAUAAGGAGACAGCGCAAUCUAAAGGAACACAAGGAGAACUAACGGACGAGUCCGGAAGCGGUCAACACUGGCUAGAUUGGUUCGCAGGGCUCCUCCAAUCGACUCCAGCUUCAGAAACAGGUGAAAAUUUAAGCAAUAAUGGACCAACAGCAACAACAGAAACAAGUAAAGAAGUCAGCGGAUCAAUAGGAACACCAGCAGCACAAUUCAGUGCUGGUUUCAACAGUCCUACUGACCAAAAUGGUGCUAAUAUCCAACAUGGAGAAACCGAUCCAACAGCUAGCACGUCACAGAUUUCCUCCUCACCAUUGGCUACAUCUAAUCAUCUAAUCAAUGGCAUUAGAGCACCAUUACAAAGCCAAUCACUAACUGCCAAUAGCAAUACAGCAUCAUUAGGAGCAUCAGAUAUGUAUAGCAAUGGAGUACCAGAAGCAGGAGCAAAUGGUGAAGUCGGUGGAUCGAUAGGAACACCAGCAUCACAAUUCAGUGCAGGUUUGAACAUGCCUACAGACCAAAAUGGUGAUACUAUCCAAUAUGGUGAAACCAAUCCAACAGCUACAACGUCACAGAUUAACUCCUCACCAUCAGCUACAUCUAAUCACCUAAUGAAUGGCAUUAGAGCCCCAUUACAGAGCCAAUCACUAACUGCUAAUAGCAACGGUGCAUCAUUAGGAACAUCAGCUAUGUAUAACGAUGGAGUAUCACCAGCAGAAGCAAAUGGUGAAUUCAGCGGAUCAGCAGGAACACCAGCAGCACAAUUCAGUGCUGGUUUGAACAUGCCUACUGACCAAAAUGGUGCUAAUAUCCAACAUGGAGAAACCGAUCCAACAGCUACAACGUCACAGAUUUCCUCCUCACCAUUGGCUACAUCUAAUCAUAUAAUCAAUGGCAUUAGAGCACCAUUACAAAGCCAAUCACUAACUGCCAAUAGCAAUACAGCAUCAUUAGGAGCAUCAGAUAUGUAUAGCAAUGGAGUACCAGAAGCAGGAGCAAAUGGUGAAGUCGGCGGAUCGAUAGGAACACCAGCAUCACAAUUCAGUGCAGGUUUGAACAUGCCUACAGACCAAAAUGGUGAUACUAUCCAAUAUGGUGAAACCAAUCCAACAGCUACAACGUCACAGAUUACCUCCUCACCAUCGGCUACAUCUAAUCACCUAAUGAAUGGCAUUAGAGCCCCAUUACAGAGCCAAUCACUAAAUGCUAAUAGCAACGGCGCAUCAUUAGGAACAUCAGCUAUGUAUAACGAUGGAGUACCAGUAGCAGAAGGAAAUGGUAAAUUCAGCGGAUCAGUAGGAACACCAGCAGCACAAUUCAGUGCAGGUUUGAACAUGCCUACAGACCAAAAUGGUGCUACUAUCCAACAUGGUGAAACCGAUCCAACAGCUACAACGUCACAGAUUUCCUCCUCACCAUCGUCUACAUCUAAUCAUCUAAUGAACGGCAUUAGAGCCCCAUUACAAAGCCAAUCACUAACUGCUAAUAGCAAUGCAGCAUCAUUAGGAGUAUCAGAUAUGUAUAGCAAUGGAGUACCAGAAGCAGGAGCAAAUGGUGAAUUCGGCGGAUCGAGAGGAACACCAGCAGCACAAUUCAGUGCAGGUAUGAACAUGCCUACUGACCAAAAUGGUGCUACUAUCCAACAUGGUGAAACCGAUCCAACAGCUACAACGUCACAGAUUUCCUCCUCACCAUCGUCAACAUCUACUCAUCUAUUGAAUGGCAUUAGAGCCCCAUUACAGAGCCAAUCACUAACUGCUAAUAGCAAUGCAGCAUCAUUAGGAGCAUCAGCUAUGUAUAACGAUGGAGUGCCAGUAGCAGAAGCAAAUGGUGAAUUCAGCGGAUCAGCAGGAACACCAGCAGCACAAUUCAGUGCAGGUAUGAACAUGCCUACAGACCAAAAUGGUGCUACCGAUCCAACAGCUACAACGUCACAGAUUUCCUCCUCACCAUCGUCUACAUCUAAUCAUCUAAUGAAUGGCAUUAGAGCCCCAUUACAAAGCCAAUCACUAACUGCUAAUAGCAAUGCAGCAUCAUUAGGAGCAUCAGCUAUGUAUAACGAUGGAGUGCCAGUAGCAGAAACAAAUGGUGAAUUCAGCGGAUCAGAAGGAACACCAGCAGCGAUAUUCAGUGCUGGUUUGAACAUGCCCACUGACCAAAAUGGUGCUACUAUCCAACAUGGUGAAACCGAUCCAACAGCUACAACUUCACAGAUUUCCUCCUCACCAUCGGCUACAUCUAAUCAUCUAAUGAAUGGCAUUAGAGCCCCAUUACAGAGCCAAUCACUAACUGACAAUAGAAAUGGCGCAUCAUUAGGAACAUCAGCUAUGUAUAACGAUGGAGUACCAGUAACAGAAGCAAAUGGUGAAUUCAGCGGAUCAGCAGGAACACCAGCAGCACAAUUCAGUGCAGGUUUGAACAUGCCUACUGACCAAAAUGGUGCUACUAUCCAACAUGGUGAAACCGAUCCAACAGCUAAAACCUCACAGAUUUCCUCCUCAGAAGCAAGAGCACCAGUAACAGAAGCAAAUGGUGAAUUCAGCGGAUCAGCAGGAACACCAGCUGCACAAUUCAGUGCUGGUUUGAACAUGCCUACAGACCAAAAUGGUGCUACUAUCCAAUAUGGAGAAACCGAUCCAACAGCUACAACGUCACAGAUUUCUUCCUCACCAACUUCUACAACUAAUCAGAUAAUGAAUGGCAUUAGAGCACCAUUACAAAGCCAAUCACUAACUGCUAAUAGCAACGGCGCAUCAUUAGGAACAGCAGCUAUGUAUAACGAUGGAGUACCACCAGCAGAAGCAAAUGGUGAAUUAAGCGGAUCAGCAGGAACACCAGCAGCACAAUUCAGUGCUGGUUUGAACAUGCCUACAGACCAAAAUGGUGCUACUAUCCAAUAUGGAGAAACCGAUCCAACAGCUACAACGUCACAGAUUUCCUCCUCACCAUCGGCUACAUCUAAUCACCUAAUGAAUGGCAUUAGAGCUCCAUUACAGAGCCAAUCACUAACUGCUAAUAGCAACGGCGCAUCAUUAGGAACAUCAGCUAUGUAUAACGAUGGAGUACCACCAGCAGAAGCAAAUGGUGAAUUAGCGGAUCAGCAGGAACACCAGCAGCACAAUUCAGUGCUGAGCCCAUUACAGAGCCAAUCACUAACUGCUAAUAGCAACGGCGCAUCAUUAGGAACAUCAGCUAUGUAUAACGAUGGAGUACCAGCAGCAGAAGCAAAUGGUGAAUUCAGCGGAUCAGCAGGAACACCAGCAGCACAAUUCAGUGCUGGUUUGAACAUGCCUACAGACCAAAAUGGUGCUACUAUCCAAUAUGGAGAAACCGAUAAAACAGCUACAACGUCACAGAUUUCCUCCUCACCAUCGGCUACAUCUAAUCACCUAAUGAAUGGCAUUAGAGCUCCAUUACAGAGCCAAUCACUAACUGCUAAUAGCAACGGCGCAUUAUUAGGAACAGCAGCUAUGUAUAACGAUGGAGUACCACCAGCAGAAGCAAAUAGUGAAUUAAGCGGAUCAGCAGGAACACCAGCUGCACAAUUCAGUGCUGGUUUGAACAUGCCUACAGACCAAAAUGGUGCUACUAUCCAAUAUGGAGAAACCGAUCCAACAGCUACAACGUCACCGAUUUCUUCCUCACCAACUUCUACAACUAAUCAGAUAAUGAAUGGCAUUAGAGCACCAUUACAAAGCCAAUCACUAACUGCUAAUAGCAACGGCGCAUCAUUAGGAACAUCAGCUAUGUAUAACGAUGGAGUACCACCAGCAGAAGCAAAUGGUGAAUUCAGCGGAUCAGCAGGAACACCAGCAGCACAAUUCAGUGCUGGUUUGAACAUGCCUACAGACCAAAAUGGUGCUACUAUCCAAUAUGGAGAAACCGAUCCAACAGCUACAACGUCACAGAUUUCUUCCUCACCAACUUCUACAACUAAUCAGAUAAUGAAUGGCAUUAGAGCACCAUUACAAAGCCAAUCACUAACUGCUAAUAGCAACGGCGCAUCAUUAGGAACAUCAGCUAUGUAUAACGAUGGAGUACCACCAGCAGAAGCAAAUGGUGAAUUCAGCGGAUCAGCAGGAACACCAGCAGCACAAUUCAGUGCUGGUUUGAACAUGCCUACAGACCAAAAUGGUGCUACUAUCCAAUAUGGAGAAACCGAUCCAACAGCUACAACGUCACAGAUUUCUUCCUCACCAACUUCUACAACUAAUCAGAUAAUGAAUGGCAUUAGAGCACCAUUACAAAGCCAAUCACUAACUGCUAAUAGCAACGGCGCAUCAUUAGGAACAUCAGCUAUGUAUAACGAUGGAGUGCCAGCAGCAGAAGCAAAUGGUGAAUUCAGCGGAUCAGCAGGAACACCAGCAGCACAAUUCAGUGCUGGUUUGAACAUGCCUACAGAUCAAAAUGGUGCUACUAUCCAAUAUGGAGAAACCGAUCCAACAGCUACAACGUCACAGAUUUCGUCCUCACCAACUUCUACAACUAAUCAGAUAAUGAAAGGCAUUAGAGCACCAUUACAAAGCCAAUCACUAACUGCUAAUAGCAACGGCGCAUCAUUAGGAACAUCAGCUAUGUAUAACGAUGGAGUACCACCAGCAGAAGCAAAUGGUGAAUUCAGCGGAUCAGCAGGAACACCAGCAGCACAAUUCAGUGCUGGUUUGAACAUGCCUACAGACCAAAAUGGUGCUACUAUCCAAUAUGGAGAAACCGAUCCAACAGCUACAACGUCACAGAUUUCUUCCUCACCAACUUCUACAACUAAUCAGAUAAUGAAUGGCAUUAGAGCACCAUUACAAAGCCAAUCACUAACUGCUAAUAGCAACGGCGCAUCAUUAGGAACAGCAGCUAUGUAUAACGAUGGAGUACCACCAGCAGAAGCAAAUGGUGAAUUAAGCGGAUCAGCAGGAACACCAGCAGCACAAUUCAGUGCUGGUUUGAACAUGCCUACAGACCAAAAUGGUGCUACUAUCCAAUAUGGAGAAACCGAUCCAACAGCUACAACGUCACAGAUUUCUUCCUCACCAACUUCUACAACUAAUCAGAUAAUGAAAGGCAUUAGAGCACCAUUACAAAGCCAAUCACUAACUGCUAAUAGCAACGGCGCAUCAUUAGGAACAUCAGCUAUGUAUAACGAUGGAGUACCACCAGCAGAAGCAAAUGGUGAAUUCAGCGGAUCAGCAGGAACACCAGCAGCACAAUUCAGUGCUGGUUUGAACAUGCCUACAGACCAAAAUGGUGCUACUAUCCAAUAUGGAGAAACCGAUCCAACAGCUACAACGUCACAGAUUUCUUCCUCACCAACUUCUACAACUAAUCAGAUAAUGAAUGGCAUUAGAGCACCAUUACAAAGCCAAUCUCUAACUGCUAAUAGCAACGGCGCAUCAUUAGGAACAUCAGCUAUGUAUAACGAUGGAGUACCAGCAGCAGAAGCAAAUGGUGAAUUCAGCGGAUCAGCAGGAACACCAGCAGCACAAUUCAGCGCUGGUUUGAACAUGCCUACAGACCAAAAUGGUGCUACUAUCCAAUAUGGAGAAACCGAUCCAACAGCUACAACGUCACAGAUUUCUUCCUCACCAACUUCUACAACUAAUCAGAUAAUGAAUGGCAUUAGAGCACCAUUACAAAGCCAAUCACUAACUGCUAAUAGCAACGGCGCAUCAUUAGGAACAUCAGCUAUGUAUAACGAUGGAGUACCAACAGCAGAAGCAAAUGGUGAAUUCAGCGGAUCAGCAGGAACACCAGCAGCACAAUUCAGUGCUGGUUUGAACAUGCCUACAGACCAAAAUGGUGCUACUAUCCAAUAUGGAGAAACCGAUCCAACAGCUACAACGUCACAGAUUUCCUCCUCACCAUUGGCUACAUCUAAUCAUAUAAUGAAUGGCAUUAGAGCACCAUUACAAAGCCAAUCACUAACUGCUAAUAGCAACGGCGCAUCAUUAGGAGCAUCAGAUAUGUAUAACGAUGGAGUACCAGAAGCAGGAGCAAAUGGUGAAGUCAGCGGAUCGAUAGGAACACCAGCAUCACAAUUCAGUGCAGGUUUGAACAUGCCUACAGACCAAAAUGGUGAUACUAUCCAAUAUGGUGAAACCGAUCCAACAGCUACAACGUCACAGAUUACCUCCUCACCAUCGGCUACAUCUAAUCACCUAAUGAAUGGCAUUAGAGCCCCAUUACAGAGCCAAUCACUAAAUGCUAAUAGCAACGGCGCAUCAUUAGGAACAUCAGCUAUGUAUAACGAUGGAGUACCAGUAGCAGAAGGAAAUGGUAAAUUCAGCGGAUCAGUAGGAACACCAGCAGCACAAUUCAGUGCUGGUUUGAACAUGGCUACAGACCAAAAUGGUGCUACUAUCCAACAUGGUGAAACCGAUCCAACAGCUACAACGUCACAGAUUUCCUCCUCACCAUCGCCUACAUCUAAUCAUCUAAUGAAUGGCAUUAGAGCCCCAUUACAAAGCCAAUCACUAACUGCUAAUAGCAAUGCAGCAUCAUUAGGAGUAUCAGAUAUGUAUAGCAAUGGAGUACCAGAAGCAGGAGCAAAUGGUGAAGUCGGCGGAUCGAGAGGAACACCAGCAGCACAAUUCAGUGCAGGUAUGAACAUGCCUACUGACCAAAAUGGCGAUCCUAUCACACAUGGUGAAACCGAUCCAACAGCUACAACGUCACAGAUUUCCUCCUCACCAUCGUCAACAUCUACUCAUCUAUUGAAUGGCAUUAGAGCCCCAUUACAGAGCCAAUCACUAACUGCUAAUAGCAAUGCAGCAUCAUUAGGAACAUCAGCUAUGUAUAACGAUGGAGUGCCAGUAGCAGAAGCAAAUGGUGAAUUCAGCGGAUCAGCAGGAACACCAGCAGCACAAUUCAGUGCUGGUUUGAACAUGCCUACAGACCAAAAUGGUGAUACUAUCACACAUGGUGAAACCGAUCCAACAGCUACAACGUCACAGAUUUCCUCCUCACCAUCGUCAACAUCUACUCAUCUAAUGAAUGGCAUUAGAGCCCCAUUACAGAGCCAAUCACUAACUGCUAAUAGCAAUGCAGCAUCAUUAGGAGCAUCAGCUAUGUAUAACGAUGGAGUGCCAGUAGCAGAAGCAAAUGGUGAAUUCAGCGGAUCAGCAGGAACACCAGCAGCACAAUUCAGUGCAGGUUUGAACAUGCCCACAGACCAAAAUGGUGCUACUAUCAAAUAUGGUGAAACCGAUCCAACAGCUACAACUUCACAGAUUUCCUCCUCACCAUCGGCUACAUCUAAUCAUCUAAUGAAUGGCAUUAGAGCACCAUUACAGAGCCAAUCACUAACUGACAAUAGAAAUGGCGCAUUAUUAGGAACAUCAGCUAUGUAUAACGAUGGAGUGCCAGUAGCAGAAGCAAAUGGUGAAUUCAGCGGAUCAGCAGGAACACCAGCACCACAAUUCAGUGCAGGUUUGAACAUGCCUACUGACCAAAAUGGUGCUACUAUCCAACAUGGUGAAACCGAUCCAACAGCUACAACGUCAAAAAUUUCCUCCUCAGAAGCAAGAGUACCAGUAACAGAAGCAAAUGGUGAAUUCAGCGGAUCAGCAGGAACACAAGCAGCACAAUUCAGUGCUGCUUUGAACAUGCCCACAGACCAAAAUGGUGCUACUAUCCAAUAUGGAGAAACCGAUCCAACAGCUACAACGUCACAGAUUUCUUCCUCACCAACUUCUACAACUAAUCAGAUAAUGAAAGGCAUUAGAGCACCAUUACAAAGCCAAUCACUAACUGCUAAUAGCAACGGCGCAUCAUUAGGAACAGCAGCUAUGUAUAACGAUGGAGUACCACCAGCAGAAGCAAAUGGUGAAUUCAGCGGAUCAGCAGGAACACCAGCAGCACAAUUCAGUGCUGGUUUGAACAUGCCUACAGACCAAAAUGGUGCUACUAUCCAAUAUGGAGAAACCGAUCCAACAGCUACAACGUCACAGAUUUCCUUCCUCACCAACUUCUACAACUAA
Molecule: messenger RNA, 8803 nt
Organism: Nezara viridula (southern green stink bug)
Lineage: Eukaryota; Metazoa; Arthropoda; Insecta; Hemiptera; Pentatomidae
Source: the annotation of a GenBank genome assembly